CCCUGCUCUAUCAUUUGUCACUAUUGCCAGUAUUUCCGCUCUUCGUCACCAACAUGUCUUAGUCCUCACGCCGAACGAGCAGUGCUAACAUUUCCUAUCCCGUAGGACACCAGCAUCAUGCUCCCAACCGCCCAUGCAUCUCUGCAAUCCGCACGACUGCCACGACAACCACGCUCGACAGCGAUCAGCACCGACGCCUAUCCAACGCCCCCAACGCUGGAAGGUCACUCGCCCGCCCCGUCGCAGACAAGUUCAGUGACAAAUGGCGAGAGCAUCGAUCUAACCCACAUACCAAGUUUCCAUCUUCACCCCGUUUCACUGCCCACACAACCGCAGAUAGCCCAUGCAGAUGAGGGUUUUAUCGAUCUAGAUCCGCAACUUGAAGCGACCAGGACGUGGCCCGUAGGUCGAGCGGAUUUGCAGGUCCCCCCACGCACGACUCGCGAACGAUCUACGUCCCAGCCAGACCAGACUCACCUGUUGGAGCCCAAGGUUUCGUACACGAGAGCAAAGUCUCUGAGUUUGAGCUCCAAGAUGCACUCACCACAUUUGCGCCCUUCGGAGAUACGAUCUCUCAGUAUGAGUCCUCAGAUUCUGUGAUUACAGCACGAAUGGUCCGGUGACGAAACUUUUACGGUUAUCAGUUGGAAGGAGAUGCCUUAUACAUAGUUCAACGGGCUGGCUAGCACGGAAUACUCGGGAGGGAUG
This is a messenger RNA of Westerdykella ornata, 708 nucleotides long. RefSeq lists its product as uncharacterized. Lineage: Eukaryota; Fungi; Ascomycota; Dothideomycetes; Pleosporales; Sporormiaceae. The record is from RefSeq and is a predicted model, not a curated record. Bases 118 to 600 code for a protein of 160 amino acids. The transcript has a single exon.